Macrobrachium nipponense is the source of this 1371-nucleotide messenger RNA. RefSeq names its product translin-like (gene trsn). Gene Ontology annotation, biological process: RNA metabolic process. Gene Ontology annotation, cellular component: cytoplasm; nucleus. Gene Ontology annotation, molecular function: RNA binding; sequence-specific DNA binding; single-stranded DNA binding. The transcript has 5 exons. The record is from RefSeq and is a predicted model, not a curated record. Bases 312 to 989 code for a protein of 225 amino acids. NCBI's taxonomy places the organism in Eukaryota, Metazoa, Arthropoda, Malacostraca, Decapoda, Palaemonidae.
UCGCUCCAAUAGGUUUUCUUGUUUUCGUAUUCACCCUCUUUGUUCUUAUGCUUGUUCUUUCACCAGUACUGUUGUUUUUUCCUUUUUUUACACUUAAACAUUUUUCCGCUGCUUCCUGCGUCAUUAUGUCAUCCACCUCAUUCCAAUUUCGAUUGUAAUGACAAAAAGUUGACAAUAUACUGCAAAGAACGACUCUAAACUUGUUUGUUUACAUUUCAACGUUGAUUGACCUGUGACCUACGUCGGUAUUUCUGUACGUGAAGCGCAAGUUCUAAUUUGUGUAGCUAAUCGUGUCAUUCUUACUGACAGCUAUGGAUAUUACAGCUGCAUUUGCAUCAUAUGGAACAAGUGUAGAGCAUGAAACUGAAGUGCGGGAAAGUGUGCAAGCAGCUGUGAAGGAUUUAGAAAAAACUUCAUACAGUAUUAGUACAACAUUAGAGAAAAUGCACCAUACACAAGGUGUGCAGAAUAUUCAAACAAUUUGUGCAGAAUGUCACACUGAACUGGCAAAAGUGCCAUCCUUAUAUGCUGCAUUGCAAGAAAAAGUUCCUGCUGGUGAAUAUUAUCGUUUCCACCAGAAUUUCAAGGGAACCACUCAGCGACUGGUAGCGGCCACUUGUUUGAUUACUUACCUAGAGGAAAACAGGUUGGCUCCGCAUGAAGAAGUUGCUCAAUUCCUUGGUUUAUGCACACAGCGUGAGAAAGGAUUUCACUUAGAUCUUGAAGAUUAUUUACUGGGAACAUUACACAUUAGCCAUGAGCUCUCUAGAUUAGCAAUCAAUUCCGUUACUGCAGGUGACUACACAAGGCCUUUCCAGAUACGCCAGUUUUUGAGAGAUCUUCAUGCUGCUUAUUCAUUGCUCUUUCCAAAAAAUGACCUUAGAAAGAAAUUUGAUGAGCUAAAAUACUCCCUAAAGAAGACAGAAGAGGUUGUGUACAACUUGUCAUUAAGGGGCCUUAAGCCACCUGAAAUGGAAACGUCUGGAUAAAUUCGCGUUAUUUUUAUUUGAUUAAAAUAUUCAUUUUUUCUUAUUGAAACCAUUUCCCAAAUUUCCAGAUACUUAAUUUUUUUAAUUUUUUAAAAAUUACCAGAUGUCUUCAUUCCAAACACAAUACACAGUGUGUCAAGAAUCCUUGUCCAGAUGUAAUUUAUGUACCAUUAACAUGAAAAACUUACCAACGCUACCAUAACUGUGCUGUAUUCUUUGUAAUAUUCAGAAAAUGUGUAUUGUAAUAUUUUGAAGCAAUCAUAUAUGGUCCAGAUUGUUUCAAAAUGCUUCAGAAUAAACGAAAUAAUCAUGUAAUUCAUAAUUAAAAUUCUUCUGAUUUUUCAGAAGUGUGCCCCGUCCUGUAGUAAAAAUGUCAAGGCUA